AGGUGUGGUUGAAAAUAUAUAAAACUUAAAUUUAACUCGGUGUAAAGCGUGAAGCUAAUAGUUGACUUCAGCCGGUUUGCUAGAAACAGAAGCACAAUCAUCAAGGACAAUGACAGGCAGGCUACCGGCAUGCGUAAUCGAUGUGGGCACCGGCUACUCGAAGAUGGGAUUUGCUGGCAACAAGGAGCCACAGUUCAUCAUUCCCUCGGCCAUAGCCAUCAAGGAGUCGGCUCGCGUUGGCGAUACGAAUACGCGGCGCAUCACGAAAGGCAUAGAGGACCUAGACUUUUUCAUUGGCGAUGAAGCCUUCGAUGCCACUGGCUACUCCAUUAAAUACCCGGUGCGUCAUGGUCUGGUGGAGGACUGGGACUUAAUGGAGCGCUUCCUGGAGCAGUGCAUUUUCAAGUACUUGCGCGCGGAGCCCGAGGAUCACUACUUCCUGCUGACUGAGCCGCCACUAAAUACGCCCGAGAACCGGGAAUAUACGGCGGAAAUCAUGUUCGAAACAUUCAAUGUUCCUGGCCUGUAUAUCGCAGUGCAGGCCGUGCUGGCCCUGGCUGCCAGUUGGGCUUCCAGAUCCGCCGAAGAGCGCACACUCACCGGAAUUGUGGUGGACAGUGGCGAUGGAGUGACGCACGUUAUACCCGUGGCCGAGGGCUACGUGAUUGGCUCUUGCAUCAAGCACAUUCCCAUUGCUGGCCGCAACAUCACAUCGUUUAUCCAGAGUUUGCUGCGUGAACGGGAGGUGGGCAUACCGCCCGAACAAAGCCUCGAAACUGCCAAAGCGAUCAAAGAGAAGCACUGCUAUAUCUGCCCCGACAUUGCCAAAGAGUUUGCCAAGUACGACUCAGAGCCAAAUAAAUGGAUACGCAACUUUUCGGGCGUCAACACGGUCACCAAGUCGCCGUUCAACGUCGACGUCGGCUACGAACGCUUCCUGGGACCGGAGAUCUUCUUCCAUCCCGAGUUCUCGAACCCCGACUUUACCAUACCUCUCUCGGAGAUUGUCGACAACGUCAUCCAGAACUGCCCUAUCGACGUGAGGCGUCCGCUGUACAACAACAUUGUCCUCAGCGGUGGCUCCACCAUGUUCAAGGACUUUGGCAGGCGUCUGCAGCGCGACAUCAAGCGAUCGGUGGACACGCGCUUACGCAUCAGCGAGAACUUAUCCGAGGGACGCAUUAAGCCAAAACCAAUUGACGUUCAAGUGAUUACUCAUCACAUGCAGCGGUAUGCAGUGUGGUUUGGCGGCAGCAUGUUGGCCUCAACGCCCGAGUUCUAUCAGGUGUGUCACACAAAGGCUGCCUACGAGGAGUAUGGCCCGAGCAUUUGCCGUCACAAUCCCGUCUUUGGCACCAUGACAUAAUUGAUAUGUUCCGAUUUGAUUCGAUUCAGUCGGGGCCAGCCUGUCCAAUGCAGCAGAGGUGCAGUUAUUAUUAAUAUUUUCAAUUUUAAAUUUGAUUCUAUUUGCUUUGAUUAUGUUGUAUUCCAUGCGCUAAAGUAUUAGUACCGAUUUUCCCCUUGUAUGUUUAGCUUUUAAAAGCGUAUUAAAAGUGUGGUAAUUCUCUCCCUCUCUCUUUA
Drosophila persimilis is the source of this 1581-nucleotide messenger RNA. It is a transcript of the gene Arp3, whose product is annotated as actin-related protein 3. Gene Ontology annotation, biological process: Arp2/3 complex-mediated actin nucleation. Gene Ontology annotation, cellular component: actin cortical patch; Arp2/3 protein complex. NCBI's taxonomy places the organism in Eukaryota, Metazoa, Arthropoda, Insecta, Diptera, Drosophilidae. The transcript has 6 exons. Gene Ontology annotation, molecular function: actin filament binding. The record is from RefSeq and is a predicted model, not a curated record. Bases 110 to 1366 code for a protein of 418 amino acids.